This is a messenger RNA of Achroia grisella, 4649 nucleotides long. Its product is annotated as E3 ubiquitin-protein ligase RNF144A. Gene Ontology annotation, molecular function: ubiquitin conjugating enzyme binding; zinc ion binding; ubiquitin protein ligase activity. The coding region runs from base 4 to 627 and encodes 207 amino acids. The transcript has 5 exons. Gene Ontology annotation, biological process: positive regulation of proteasomal ubiquitin-dependent protein catabolic process; ubiquitin-dependent protein catabolic process; protein polyubiquitination. The record is from RefSeq and is a predicted model, not a curated record. Lineage: Eukaryota; Metazoa; Arthropoda; Insecta; Lepidoptera; Pyralidae. Gene Ontology annotation, cellular component: cytoplasm; ubiquitin ligase complex.
GCAAUGGACUCAGGACGCGCGUUCUGUCCUCGUGUCGGAUGUGAUACCGUGGUUUCGGUGCGCGCCGCCAGUCCAGCUCACUGUCCGACCUGCAGGCAUGAAUUCUGCUCGCAGUGCAAUCAGGAGUGGCACGGCGGUCUUACUUGCGAAGCAGCCGCCGCCUCCUCUUCCAUGGGUGGUGCUGGAGCGCCUCUGCUGCCUGACUCAGAGCUGAUCAAGCUCUGCCCAAUGUGCCGCGUGCCCAUCGAGAAAGACGAAGGUUGCGCUCAGAUGAUGUGCAAAAGAUGCAAGCAUGUCUUCUGCUGGUACUGCCUCGCAUCUCUCGACGAUGACUUUCUACUCCGCCAUUAUGACAAGGGUCCGUGCAAGAAUAAAUUGGGGCAUUCACGCGCCUCCGUACUAUGGCAUCGCGCACAGGUUGUAGGUAUAUUUGCCGGAUUUGGUUUACUGCUCCUGGUCGCCAGUCCACUUCUGCUGCUUGCUGCACCCUGCAUUGUCUGCUGCAAAUGCAGGCUAUGCAACCCAAGCACGAAGAACUUAGAGGAAGUCGACGAGAUUGACAGCAUCAGUCCUGGCCGCGAUGAUGAUGGAGACGAAAUAUCGAGGACUAGGUACCUGUCUGACUGACGCACGCCACGGUAUUAAGUGGAGAAGAAUUUGCAACAGAAGCAGACCUAUGUACAGGUCUACAGCGGCCAAACUAUAGCCGCGGCGGAGAAAUUCGUCAAACAUCACCAAUAUUGGCCAAAUCGAUGGGAGGUAGACCGUUAUUUGAGUUAAGUGUAAGCCACGUAUUGUCAUAUCGACGGAUCUGACAUGGAAUGGACUAAUUUUAGGCAAACGAACAAAUCAGCAAUGUUUAAGCUAGAAUAUUGGUGGCUAUCUUAUUGGCAAUAAGAUGGUUGUAGGGUUUAUUUAUUAUCACGUGAUUUUAAAUGACUUUUUUCGGUUACUAUCGCCAACAAUGUUUGAGCAUGUUUGCUGUCAGCUUAUAACUAAUAACAAUAUUAUUGAAAUUAAUUAAGUUCAAUGUUAACUUUUUAGGCACAGUUUGUUGUUUCUGUUGUGUACAAAGUUGAUGAAUAUAAUUUGAAAUAUAAGAUGAUUAUACGAUUUAUUUAUCUUCACGUGAUUUUAAGUAAACUAUAUAAACGAAGAACGUGAUUAUUUUUCAGAAUUUUUAUGUUUGUCAAAUAUUUGUGCAUUUUAUUUGAAUAUUUGUGCAUUUUAUCUGACAUGUUGCAUACAUACAAUAUUGUUAAAAGUAAUUAGCUACCAUAAGUGUUGACUUAUAGAGGCGUGAUGUAAGUGUCUAUGGUAAAGCUAAAAAAAUUAAUGUUGUUUGUCUAUGUAAAACGAAUGUAAGGCAGGAUAAUUAAUGAUACUGAAAGUUAUUAUUUAUCUCGAAAGAUACGCCAUUUAUAAUUAUGGCUGUAAAUUGUAGGUAAGUUAAAAUCGUUUCUCAUUUGUUUAGAAAAUUGAACUGAAAAUACUACGAAUAAGAGACUGACGGAUGAAAUGUGUGGGUGCCAAUAUUUCAUGUCUUUGUCUAUGACUCAAUGUAAUGCCAUAGGCAAUAGUCGUGAACUGUGUUGCGUGGUACAUCGGAUAUUAUUAUAAUUAGUGGUCGCGUAACUUGAGCCAGCUAUGAAUGACGUCACACGUUAAAGCGGGGGUGACAAAGGGUGGGAGGGGAUCUAAAUUUUGAAAUGUGACAUUUCAAAAUGUUAUAUAUUAUAAGUAUUAACACGAAAUUUUAACUAUUGAGGGAAAAGUUUUCUUUAUAGAUGUUAAUGAAUUGGUGUACCCUCCUGCGCUAACGGUUCACGCUGUUGGGGCACCAGUGGAGUGGAGAAUGAUAAGAUGAACUGGUCUGGUCAGUUAGUCCAUCGUAGGAAAUUUAUCAGGAAGUUAUGACGGUUUCCAGGGGUUUAAGAUUCAAGCUGACAUGGUACAUUGUUAAUUCCGGAGUCAUUACUAACGAUCCCCUUCCUCCUAACGAAUAUAGUCAAACUUUCAAAAUAUGAUAGAUCGCAUUAGGGAGGGGUUCUCAUAAAUGUGACUAACUGUGACAAGGGGGAGAGGGGUUAUAAACUCCCACACGAAAUUCGCGUGACGUUAUUUGUGGCUGGUCAACUAUCCACAACGAAUCGUUAUAAAGCGGCGUCUCUUCGCCUAAUUAAUGUUGAAAGAAUUAAUUAAUCAAGAGGUAUAAAAAUAAUAAAAUAUGCAUAGACGAAACCGAAGAAUAUCAUAUGUGUAUAUAUUUUUAUAAAUACAACAGUAUGCGAAGCGUACAAAGUUAAUUGUGUAAUAUGUAUUGUAUCACUAAAUUUACAUACUAAUAAAAAAAACCUUAUAAAUAUUCGUUUUAAAAAUAUUGUAAUUGGUGAAAGGUUGAAAACAAAUUUGGACGCUUAUUCUGGUUGUGCAUGCAUUUUAAAGUAGUUAUCAUAUUUGGAAUGGAAUUAAAAAAUAGUAUUUGUUUCACUGCAUAGAGAAUGAAAAUUAAAAGUAAAACUUGAAGAAAUUGUAAUAAAAAGAGAAUUAACUAAAUUAGUAAGAAUUUUAGUGAUUAUUUACACCUACGACGCAAAUAAGUCAUAAGUACUAAAUUAAUAUUAUAAAUGUUUGAUUCUGUCAUAACGGUUGGACAAAUCAUGAAGGAAAUCAGAUAGCUUUAUGAAAGAAUAGGUUGAUUUUUUAACAUUACAUGUCAAUAAUAUGCAUUAUAUAUUAUACAUAUAUUAUAAUAUAAAUACAAAUUCAAUAGUGAGAAAAAAAAUUACACAUAUAUUUAUGAAAUAAUUUCCCAUAAUUAUUCAAAAUGUAUUUCGAAAAAACUAAUACGAUUAUUUUAAACAAACUUUUUUGUAUAUUGUUAUUUAUUGCCUAUAGGGUUAUUACAACGCCUCUAUGCAAAUCCAUGCAAGCGACGCUGUGAACAUUUGCUUGAAUAUAAGUGACUUAAUUUUAAUUAUCUGUAAAAAGAUCAAAACACGAGUAAAGUCUCAUGUAAUCGGGUUUAGUCGCGCACAGCUUGUGUGCAAACAGCGGCUUGACUCGAAAUUUGUUGCUAGUAACUGUCAGAAUAAUUUUAGGCAUUUCAUACAUUAGGCGAUCGUUAUGGAUGAAAAAUUUAUGUUUUUUAUUGUUUGUAACGCAGAGAAACUGUACAAAUUUCAGAUAAGACUAUUAUUAAAUACAAUCAAUGGCAUUUACUCUACAUGUAAUUUUUAGACCAUAAAUUAGGCACUGCCUAGUGCACUCUCAGCGAAUAUAUCACGUCGAAGUUUUUACAUAUAUUGAUAUCAAUAAAUAGCUUUUUUGACAUCAAAAUAAGUAGUUUGGAAUAAUUUAUUGUCUAAUCACUAAUUGGCAACAUUGAUCGUCAUCGCCUAAUGUGUUAUUGCCCUUGUAAAUAAGAAUAUUGUACUUAAUACCAGGGCCGAUGGUGCAAAGAAAAAACCAUUGAUGCAGUGUUAUUCACAUAUCACAAGUGUAAUGAAUUACCUAUGCAUGUUUUACAUCAAAUGGUGCGAUUUAACAAUGUGUUACAAAAAUAAAAUUACCUGCAGAAAUAUUAACACUUUUAAUGUAAUUAAUGAAUGAUGACAGUAUAAUGAUCUCGUCAGCGCUAAUAAUUUUGCUCCGUAAGGCGGGAGUUGGCCUUCAGCCAAUAAGUCCUCCAAGGUGUCCGAAAAAAGCGCUAAUAAUAUAAGUUAACGGUGCACUAGUGGAAGAUAAUAGGAUGUGAUACAAAUCACUGAGUGCAUUAUGGCGAAUUCAAUAUUCAGUUGUGUGCCUCCUCUUCAAUAUACACCAAUUCGCGCCAUUUUAUGUAAACCAUUCAUAAUUUGAUAAACUGUCUUUGUGAGAAUGGACUCCCCGUUGGCCCUAUUAGCUUGUUGUAGCAGGCUAGUUGAGCAUUUGUAGACUUAAAAUUGUCAGUAGAUGAUUAGAAUAAGCAAGUAAUUUCUCCCCUUUGGUUGAUUGUAAAAUCACUCUUGUCUAUAAUUUCAUUACUUAUUAGUAGUGCGAGCAUACAAGAAUUUUACGUGUAGUUUAUGUAAGAAGUAUUUGUAUGACUGAUUGUAAAAUUUUAUCGCUAUAUUGAGUAAAUUUGUAAGUGAUUUAACACUAUAUUUACCUCUGAUGUCUGGACCAUAUUUACGAAAGCCGCUAAUAUACAGUCGCCCAGAUUCCCCGAAUCCAACUAACGUUCUAGUUGUUAACUAGCUCGCUAAUGCCAGGCCGACUGUAUUUUGUCAGCCUAAUGUGAUAAUUACUUUAUAAAUAAAUAUUGUUCACUGUAAUUGUAUGGUUACAAGACACAAAGAUUUCCAGCCAAUACUAAAGUUUGCAUUGGUUUAUUAUGUCCAUUUUAUUGCGUUGAUUAAUAUUUCAGAGGUAGAGAUGGUGUAUAACAAUAUGAUCACAAUAUCAACACAGUUGUUUUCUCAUAGCGAACUCGUCUAAGUACUUAUUUGUUAUCUCAAUCGAAAAUUCGCUCGCACUUGUAACAGUCUGAUGUUGUAUAUAGGAAAGAAUAUUGUAAAUAUUUAUUUUUUGUUAUUAUUUGUACUUUAUGUUCAUUUUGUGUUGAGACAGACGUAUUUUUUUCGUUACACUAAUUAUAUAUAAACAAU